Messenger RNA from Diversispora eburnea, 400 nucleotides. NCBI's taxonomy places the organism in Eukaryota, Fungi, Glomeromycota, Glomeromycetes, Diversisporales, Diversisporaceae. The record is from the annotation of a GenBank genome assembly.
AUGACAGGAAGUGCAGAUGGAUCAGUUCAUGUAUUUUAUGAUCCAAAUAUUAGUGUUCGUGGUGCUAAACUCUGUGUAGUAAAAGAACCCAAGAAACGAGCUGUUGAUGAUUACGAAAUAAAUCGUCCAAUUAUUGCUCCUCAUUCAUUAUCAUUAUUUAGAAAUGAUAGACCUAAAUCAACUAAGAGACAAAGAGAAAAAUUACGUAAAGAUCCUAUUGCUUCUCAUCGUCCUGAUUUACCUGUUAGUGGACCUGGUAAAGGAGGUAAAAUUGGUAGUAGUUUAACUCAACAUAUAAUGAGCGAAUUAAUUAAAGAUACUACUAGAGAUGUCGAUCCAAGAGAAGCCUUAUUAAAAUAUGCAAAAGUUUCUGAAGAUGAUCCACAAUGGAUUGGAGAAG